AGAAGUAGCGGCGUUGUCAAAUAUUAGAUGUUUUUUUUUUAAAUCGAGCAGGGAAAAGUUCCCACUUGAAUCAAGUUGUUCCUAAAAUAAUAAUGUUGUAACGCUGUAUAAGUAGCUCCAUGUUUUAGUGAAAUUUUUCAUUUUUGUUUUUGUAUUUGUGGAUAUGUUGAAUUAAAUUAAAAAUGGAAACAAAAGCAGGGAUCUCCAAUCAAAACACCAUGCUCCUAGAAGAGACUUUUUACGUUUUGACAAAAAAAAAUUGCAUUUUCAAAGUAAAACUAUCGACGGGCGGACUGCAUUUGAUAAAAGAUAGUGAUAAGCAUUUUGAGGAACAAAUCAUACCAAUCAAAGACAUCAUUGGAUGCCAGUGCCUUCGCAGCAAGCGGAAGACGAGAAAAUGUACGUGUCAAUCGUUGCCGCGCUCAAACAGCCUUCAAGUGGUUGAAGAAAAUUCGAUAGAUUUGGACGAUACAGAUAUCAGCGCCUACUUGUACAUUUAUGCGUACAUAUUCCAAGGUACUAAGUCUUCCACCAGAAAAAGGGAACGAACUAUCGUCACCCUCCGUUUCCGAUCGUUUGAUAGGUACGAGGAUAAUUACAAAGAAGCGCAAAGGUGGCGGUGUGUCAUUAAAAACUUGAUAAAGGGAGAAAAUGUGACCCUUUCCAAUAUAAGUGAAUUUUCAUUAAACCACAAAGUAAAGGAAACCCGAAGGUUACUGGUUCUCUGUAAUCCUAAAAGUGGUGCCGGAAAAGGAAAACAAAUUUUCCAACAGAAAGUCGCACCUAUUUUGAACGAAGCUGAAAUACCCUAUGACUUAUAUAUGACUAAGCAUGCUAAUUUUGCCCGAGAGUUUGUGAGGACUGCAAAUUUAUUUCAAUGGACCGGGAUCAUUGUGGUGGGCGGCGACGGCAUUGUCUUCGAAGUGGUCAACGGUCUCUUUGAACGAUGGGACUGGGCGGAAAUAGUGAAAUACUUACCGAUCGGAGUGGUACCGGGCGGAUCCGGAAACGGCCUCGCGCGCAGUAUAGCCCAUCACUCGUGCGAGCCGUACAUGUCCACGCCUACCUUACCAGCUACUUUGGCAGCCGUUAGGGGUCACGUGGUACCCAUGGAUCUGGUCAGGGUCGAGACUACGAAGCAAAUUAUGUUUUCCUUUUUGUCGGUCGGGUGGGGGUUGCUUUCGGAUAUCGACAUCGAAAGCGAAAGAUUGAGAGUGUUGGGCGGUACGAGGUUCACGGUAUGGUCGGUCGCGAGGCUGAUCGGCCUGAGAAGUUACGGCGGCAAGCUGUGGUACAUCCCGGCCGAAUACUCGUUGCCCGAGUCGAAAGAAAUAUUCACACCCACGGCCAGUAUGGGAAGCAAUCUGAACUUACCAGCGGAAGUGCAACUGGAGUCCCAGGGAGCGCGCCAGAGAGUCGAUUCAUGGUACAGCGCUCGGUCGAAACGUAGCGCGUACUUCUCAGCGGGCGGCAGCUCAUACCAGUCCACGGCAGACAGCGGCGUCGACCACGGCGACGUCGGGACUUCGUCCGAAAGCCCGGGCCGACUGUACGGCCCGCCGUCGCAAUUACCGUGUCUGACCACGCCCCUCGGAGACGUGUGGAAGUGCAUAUCCGGACGAUUUGUCAUGGUUCACGCUUCGUACCAGAGCCACCUGGGCGAGGAGUGCUUCUUCGCUCCCGAGGCCAGGUUGAACGACGGUCGCAUAUGGAUGUUGGUGGUGAAGGCGGGCGCGAGCCGUACGCAACUGCUGCAGUUCAUGCUUGGGCUAAGUACCGGGGCACACGCGACACCAGAAAAAGGCGACAUUGGAAAUUUUAUAGAGUUGAUACCGGUCAGCGCGUUCAGGAUAGAGCCCGACAUGACGGAGCGAGGGUAUAUGACGGUGGACGGCGAGCAUGUCGACUACGGCCCCAUACAAGCGGAGAUUUUCGCGGAACUGGGCAGGGUGAUGGUUCCUUGAUCGGAGCCCCGCGACGGCCGUAGUUUAAGCUCGAAACGCAAGUCAAAACUUGGAAUUCUGUCAACUCUGGAACCGUUACUAAUCAGACUCGACAGUAUUUGAAUUAUUUUAAGGUGGCCAUUGUUGAUUAGUCCUUAAGCUAAGCAAAAAAAAAAUCGUUUAAGCCUAAAGGUUUCGAGCGGACAGUUUACCCGUUUCGGUUUAACAAUUAUGGGGUCAAACGUGAUUGAUAAUUGACUAAAAUAUGAUGGCGAAGGGGAUUUUUGAUUUUUUUAGGAAAUCGUUUGCGGCUGUGAACCGGAACUGCCUAACUCCAUUUUUACACACAAAAUGGUUAGGUCAGGCAACGUUCGGAAACCUGUUGAGAUGUUUUUUUAAUUCGUUUUUAAGAAUAUAUACCUCAUAAUAUACAUUCCAAGUCAUUAUGGAAGAGCUCUCUUUCAUGCAGAUGCGUAUAUGCUAGAAGGAAGGGAGGAUAUCGUUAGAGUUGAAUAAAAAUAUGUGUAUAUCAAGUGAUUCAGUGAAUGAAUUGAAAGUUCUGGAGAAGUAAAAAAGGGAACUUUCGAAUUUGGCCGUAAUAGGUAAUAUUUUAUGAUAUGGCAACGUUGGAAUUCUAAACACCUAUUGUAUUACAGGUUCUAUACAAAAUAUAUAUAUAAAAAAAUAUUUUUUUUCUAAUAUAAUGAUCCUUCAUUGAUCCCGUUACAUAGGCCAAUGUCCUUUUGAAGUUUAAAAUUUUUAUAACAUGUGCACAGGAAAGUAGGAACACAAUUUGUUCAAUAUAAGCUAAAAUUAUAGUUUUUCAGCCAGAAUUUAACUUUCGAUUUGACCGAACAAUAACUUUUGAAUCUUAAAUAGCAUGUAACAUUUUUCUAAUAUUUUUUUAUUUGUGAAAGUCCUUAUCUAACUGCAACUAACCUAUAAAAUACUAUUCUAUGACCGCAGCCUCCUGCAUACAAACUAUUAGAGAAAUUUCCCUUUCUUAAUUCUCUAGUGAAUAACUUUGUAUUUCAAGUAGUUGGUACUUAGUAUGUUUUAGUUACAACAAAUUCUAGGCAGUUUAAAAGUACGGCAUCUGUUCAAUUAAGGUUAUAACGUUUGUUAUUAUCAUGGUGUUAUUAGAAAAGAUAAGUAGAUACUUGCUUGAUUUUUAUAUCUCACUCUCUUGGAACAUGGAAAGUUGAAAAAUAAAGCCCAAAACAUUCUUUCGUGUCUUU
Cylas formicarius (sweet potato weevil) is the source of this 3181-nucleotide messenger RNA. RefSeq names its product sphingosine kinase 2 (gene Sk2). The record is from RefSeq and is a predicted model, not a curated record. Gene Ontology annotation, cellular component: membrane; intracellular membrane-bounded organelle; cytoplasm. The transcript is spliced from 6 exons. The coding region runs from base 183 to 1964 and encodes 593 amino acids. Lineage: Eukaryota; Metazoa; Arthropoda; Insecta; Coleoptera; Brentidae. Gene Ontology annotation, biological process: sphingosine biosynthetic process.